AUGUGGCUGCUGGGGCCGCUGUGCCUGCUGCUGAGCAGCGCCGCGGAGAGCCAACUGCUCCCCGGGAACAACUUCACCAACGAGUGCAACAUCCCGGGCAACUUCAUGUGCACCAACGGGCGCUGCAUCCCGGGCGCCUGGCACUGCGACGGGCUACCCGACUGCUUCGACAAGAGCGACGAGAAGGAGUGCUCCAAGGCCAAGUCGAGAUGCAGCCCGACGUUCUUCCCCUGUGCCAGCGGCAUCCACUGCAUCAUCGGCCGCUUCCGGUGUAACGGGUUCGAGGACUGCCCCGACGGCAGCGACGAAGAGAACUGCACAGCAAACCCUCUGCUCUGCUCCACCGCCCGCUACCACUGUAAGAACGGACUCUGCAUCGACAAGAGCUUCAUCUGCGACGGCCAGAACAACUGCCAGGACAACAGCGACGAGGAAAGCUGCGAGAGCUCGCAAGAGCCGGGCAGCGGGCAGGUGUUCGUGACGUCGGAGAACCAGCUGGUGUACUACCCCAGCAUCACCUACGCCAUCAUCGGCAGCUCCGUCAUCUUCGUGCUCGUGGUGGCCCUGCUGGCGCUGGUCCUGCACCACCAGCGCAAGCGCAACAACCUCAUGACGCUGCCGGUGCACCGGCUGCAGCACCCCGUGCUGCUGUCCCGCCUCGUGGUGCUGGACCACCCGCACCACUGCAACGUCACCUACAACGUCAACAACGGCAUCCAGUACGUGGCCAGCCAGGCCGAGCAGAACGCCUCGGACGUGGGCUCCCCGCCCUCCUACUCGGAGGCCCUGCUGGACCAGAGACCCGCGUGGUACGACCUCCCUCCGCCGCCCUACUCUUCCGACACCGAGUCCCUCAACCAGGCCGACCUGCCGCCUUACCGCUCCCGGUCGGGGAGCGCCGACAGCGCCAGCUCCCGGGCGGCCAGCAGCCUCCUGAGCGUGGAAGACACGGGCCUGGGCCCCGGGCAGCCCGGCCCCCCGGAGGGCACCGCCACGCCCAGGGACUCCGUGCCCGGCCAGGGCCCCGAAGAAGUAUAA
Messenger RNA from Pipistrellus nathusii (Nathusius's pipistrelle), 1038 nucleotides. NCBI's taxonomy places the organism in Eukaryota, Metazoa, Chordata, Mammalia, Chiroptera, Vespertilionidae. The record is from the annotation of a GenBank genome assembly.